GAGAGACUACUCACAGAAGGAGAGAGAGAGAGAGAGAGAGACUACUGACAGAAGGAGAGAGAGAGAGAGAGAGAGUCCGAGAAGAAGCUGAAACUUGACUGAAGACGCUCCUGAACAGGCCCGAUGCCGGAGCCGCGGAGCCCGCAGGGAGUCCCCUACACCGGCCUGCAGCACCUCGUCAACGCCGACGGACAGCACCUCUUCUGCCGCUACUGGGAGCCCGACGCACCGCCAAGGGCUCUGGUGUUAAUCGUCCACGGGGCCGGGGAGCACUGCGGGCCGUAUGAUGAGAUCGCACAGAAACUGAAGGAACUGUCCCUGCUGGUGUUUGCACACGACCACGUUGGCCAUGGUCAGAGUGAAGGAGACAGGUUGAACAUCAAAGACUUCCAGGUUUACAUCAGAGACUCCCUGCAGCACGUCGACCUGAUGAAGUCCCGCCACCCAGACCUGCCGGUCUUCAUCUUGGGUCACUCCAUGGGUGGUGCGAUCUCCAUCCUGGCGGCCUGUGAGAGGCCCGCUGACUUUGCUGGAGUGGUUCUGAUAGGUCCGAUGGUCCAGAUGAACCCAGACUCGGCCACACCGUUCAAGGUUUUCCUGGCGAAGGUCCUUAACCACAUGCUGCCGAGCCUCACUCUGGGCUCCAUCGAUUCCAAAUGGAUCUCACGGGACAAGAAGCAGGUGGAAAGGUAUGUGGCCGAUGAGCUGAACUUCCACGGCGGCAUUCGGGUAUCGUUCGCCAUGCAGCUGAUGGGGGCGGCGGCGCGCAUCGAGAGGGAGAUCCCGUCCAUCAGCUGGCCCUUCCUGCUGCUGCACGGCGACGACGACAAGCUCUGCGACAUCAGCGGCUCCAAGAUGAUGUACGAGAGCGCUCCGAGCUCAGACAAGAAAAUCAAGGUCUUCGAGGGAGCCUACCACUGCCUUCACCACGAGCUCCCAGAGGUGGCCGAGACCACGCUGAAGGAGGUGACCAGCUGGAUCACAGAGCGCCUCCCCGCUACGACAUCGCCACAACAGCAAGACUCCUAGAAUCGUGACUUUGACAAACCGGUCAGCGCUCCAAGGGAACUGCCAACCUCGUCCCAAGAGGCCUGCUCACUUUACCAGUCAGGCAAACUACUCCCCUCUCUACUACUCCCUCUCUGGUCUGGGUUAUACAUUUGGGCAUAUAGACUUUAUUUUCUCCGUGUAAAAAAGCGUACUGACUCUAUCCUCUGGGCACAAACUGUACAAAACUAAAUAUAUUAACCUCAAACCAGGAUACACUGAUUUAAAUUGGAUGAUGGGGUCAGAAAACCACUUCUUAUUGUAGGUCAGUUUGCCUGAAAAGCAUCUGAUCAUCUAUUUAAGUCAGCAGGCUUAUUUAACAACCAUGUGAUCACGUCCAUUUGAUCUGACUGGGGUGAAGCUGAAGUUAAGUAAAGUUAAAGCUUCAGUAUGCUGGGGUUCAAAGCGAGAUAAUGAAGUUUCCUCCACGUUUAUACACACAAGUGAGAUCUUUUUAAGAAGUAAUGACAAACCAGAUGUAGUCAAUUAAUAAUCCGCACAGGCACAUUCCUUCUUUGCUCAUCCACCCUGAUCAGAAAGGUCAGAGGUCAGGAUCAGCAGGAAGACAGCAGUCUCUGAGCUGCUGUAGGUUCAAUGAGGGGUGAAUGCUCAAUAGAUUAUUCCUCCCAAAGCUUUACUGUCUUCACAGUGUCAGCAGUGUAUGAGUAACACACAACAUCAUGGGAUACAAUACAGAUUUGAGUGGGACAGUUUUGUAAGCCUCUUUUGACACUUAUAAAGUAACUUUAAACGUAUACUGUAAGCACAUGUGACCUGUGUGUGUGUAUAUAUAACAAAUCCUCUCUUCUCCUGACUUCCGCAUGUCCCUUUUCUUUGGCCUGACAGAUGCUUGGCACUGAAAUAUUACUUUACUUCCCACCACCUCCAUUUAUUGAACGAGCUACCAACGGACACAAUGACCUUCCAUUUAAAGAACUAUAGUUCUUCCAGUGAGCCUUAAUAGUGCAUGGACAUGAGGGGGAUGUAGUUUAACAAGGUGAUGCUGCUCUCUCUCUUUCUCUGCAGGUGGGAAUUAGAGGGAGAGUGCAAAGUUCAAAGGGCACCCCAUCUUUGACCUUUGACCUUUAAGGUCACAGUUGAUUUCAAUGUUAGGGUCAUUUGGGCUGUAGGUUUCCUCUAAAUCCCAUCUACAGUUCGAGUGGCUGAAGCAGUGGUCCGUCUUAUAUUUCCCCUUCUAUUUUCUAUGUUCCCAAAGUACAAACCUGUCUCUUCUCAACGAGUUGCAGUGCUUAAAGUCAGCCCUGGCUUCAAAUAGGUUUUCAACAAAACCAUAGCAAUAAUGUCACAGUAGCCUAUAUCUUUGGUAGCCGUUAAUUAUAAGCUAGACAGACACACACUGAGCUCACCAUUUUAUAUUGUCAGGUAGACUGUAAUUAGCAGGCAUCGCUAUGCUUGCAAAUAUUUCCACCUAAUCAUCACGCAUGAGAAAGUUUCAGCAGCACGAGUCAAGAGUUUUAAAGUUGCACAUGUUCAUCCAACCCCAUCAUCAACCAUGGGAAGGGAUCAAACAUUCUGUGGCAGAUCAAACAUGCAACAAGUGUCUUUGUUUGUUGACUUCAGACAUCAUGCAUGUGCUAUUGAAAAAAAUCUAGUCUCGACCGUGUCACCCUGGAGUUCAAAGGAACACAAGGAGAGAGUGUGGGGUAACAUGUUGUGGUAUCCACGGUGACCGUUACUCACAUGUAACAACGGCAGCAGGCCGGCGGUAAGGUUUAUUGACCAUUUUACAUAUGUAGUAACCACGGUGAUCACUACAAGGCUGAUAGAAUGAGAUGAUUUUUUGGCUUCAUGCCUGCUCUGCCUAUUUAUCUUUUUAAUUUUCUAUUUUCUCACUCUGUCUCCCCUUUUUAAGUUGCUGUGGUGACCGGCGCUCUUUGUUCUGUCCAUCACAGAGCCCCUUGUUCUACUGCUAAUUCACUCAUCUUGCUCUGUCAUCCACCCACACUGUCCCUAGUGGUCAAUCUUUUGGCCGGAGAACGUUUAACAGUGAACACAUUACUUAAUCUGCCACUGACUCUGUCAGCUUGGAUUUUGUAUUUUCUCCCACAGUACGAACACAGAGUUCAAAGGGACUCAUGUAGAGAGUGGGGGGGGGGGGGCGUGUCCUUAUGUGCCAGCCCUGCGAUAGCAUGGUGACCUGUCCAGGGUGUACCAUGCCUUCACCCAAUGUCAGCAGAGUAUUGCGACCCUGAAUAGGAAAAGCGGUUCGGAUGGAUGUAUCUGAUGUUGCAAACAUUUUGCAAACCAAACGAGAGAUUAAUCAAUUCAGAUCUGCACGAAAAAAUGAACACAUGGCAAAGCAAAGUGUUUGACAGAGUGGAUAAAAUGUAAUUCAUAGGAUACUCUAAAAAGAAAGAGAGGAAUUAAGUAAACAAAUAGAAGGGAGUUUGGUCUGAGUGCAUCAGACCAAAUAUCAGGUUACAUUGCCUCCGGUGCAGACAUAGAUUGAGAUGUAAUGUAUUCAUCGGUCCCAGUGGGAGUCAGACCGUUAACCUCAACCUCAUAUCGCAUCACUUCAAACACAAUCUACUCCUGAUUGAGCUGCAGCAAGCACAGCACACACAAAGGCUGCACAGUCCCAGUUGUAUUCAUGGUGGUAAUAGCACCCCCACUGACACCGUGGAGUCAGACUGUUCAGUAAAUUUAAAACGCUCUACCUGUCAGACUGCACGAGUGCAUAUUACUGCUAUCGUUAGCUCUGGGGGCGGAGAGGGAUGGAGAUGGAGUGAGAGGAGCAGAGAGAGAAGCUGUCAGUAACCAUGGCAGCAUCCCCUCAACUCCCCCUCCUCCCCCCAACACACACACACACACGCUGAAAUCACCAGUGAAAAAUGUGUAUUUGUUAAUGGUGCGGGAUGAGAAGCAGACGUAGCUGCGCUUUCAGAGCUGGUUGUCCAUUUUGCUGCUCGGAGGAUUCCCUUUUGUGUGAGCGUGGAGAUAAGAGAAACGAUUACAGUCAUCAGCUCGCAGUGAAUAACAGGAGCUUCACACACUCAUUCAAUUCAAAUCAGGCUGCUCCGCUGUUUGUACUGAAAACACGCCCUUUGCAUUUUUGCAAAAAAUGUUUUUGGGGAAUAUUGAGGCCAAAAUGUUUCCUCCUUUUCUAAGGAGUUUGUGUAUUUUUGCCCCCAUCUAUCCCCAGUCUUGAUUAAAAAGUGGUAGGCGAAACACUAUAAAUGAAAUUAAAGAGGAAUCCACCACUUUUUCACUUUUCAAUUUAUUCCUAUUCAUUCCUUAAAGGUGUGUAAUCCCUGACACAACCCUCACAUGUGCAAAGGCUUGUACUGUAAGCCUCCCCAGUCCAUGCCAGUAUCCUUUUCUACUGGUGUGUGGACUUGUACAAGCAUGAAUUGUGUGCAGGUUUGCCAUACUGAGAGAUAGCCAUGUACAGAUGCAUUGCUCUGUUAAUAUGUAAUAAUCCAAUCGACUGUUAAUAUCCUUUUUAUUAAGUAAGAGGGAGAACAUCACGCAGGCAGGACACCUCUGAAUCUAAUUUGGCAGCAGCUUUUCUGACAAAUCCAAAUUCAGUUGGCUUUCAGGUUUGUGAAUGGGGUCUGUGUUUUUUUUUAAUCUCGACUUUAUGACUGUUUCUAAGAAAAGAGAUGUUAUAUAUGAUGGAGGGGCACAGGCCACCUUUCUCCAAUUUUAUGAGAUUAAAGUGUACUGGAAAGAUUCAGUGCAGAGUUUGCUUGAAUGAAGUCUAGCAUCAAUGCUCAAGUGGACAGCAAGAAUUGAAGAGGUCUUCUCCAAAAUGCUCUAAAGGCAUGACCACGUACAUAUUAUCCAAGUUGUGGUCAUAAUUUCCUCCUGUGAAAACAUAAAUUACAUACUAGCCCUCGAUCUUUCAUUGAAAAUGCAGAUACCAUUUUAAAAUGGUUUGCAAUUCAAAAAUUGCAUUUUGGAACAAAAAACCUCAUUCAAAUCUUGCUGAUUUUUAUCAACAGCUGAUUGAUUUGAUUCAAUUCUAGUGGUCGGGCUGCUUGAUUACUGAACAUAAUUGUAAUACACUGUACAAUAGAAUAGUAUCGCUAACAACACUAGAUGGAAGUAAAGAAAAAUCGAGAACCCGAUGUAUUUGAAAAAUUCUCUAUUUAUCUUGUCUAGAGUAUUUAUAGUAAUUCAUUUUAUGUAAAGGCUACUAUAUAUUGAUUACGCAUCAUGAAAAGGCACUUUUUAUACCACACACCAGUCAUAUUCUGUCAUUUCUACUGUUGAUGCUCAGUUACAUCAAGGUCCAUAAUACUUUUUGGGAUGGAAACUGGUUCAAGGUUGUAUGUAUGUACAGUCAGGAAUCCCAAAAAUGUAUGACAAUGUUUCUGAUAUGAUUUUGCAUAGAGAGUAUUUUACUACUGUGUGUUGAAGUCAGCGUUGAAGUCUUUGUGCUGUUUGUCACUCAACUAUAAAUGUUAAAACCGUCUGAUAUCAAAAUGUUUUGUAACAACAUCUUAACAACAGGGUGUAAUUGCUACAGGUUUGGGGAAAUCUUUUACUUCUUUCCCAAAUUAGCUUUUUAGGAACUUGGCUUUCUCUUUAAUCCUAAGGUAUCUCCUUUAAAAAAACAAAAAAACUUAAAAAUCAAAUGUAAAUGAGUGAGAUAAUUUCUCUGCAUUCAUGACAUCUUGUGUUCUUAGAUCAAAGAUAAUUUGGUCUAAAUAUGUUUGAGGACUAAAUUGCAUGUAUCAGGUUUCCUUCCAACAGCAGCAUGUUUCAGCAUCCCACACAAUUAAAAGAUUUUUAUGGAAACACGUAUUCUACGUCUAUUUUUGGAUUGUGGUUGUGGUCUAGUGUUGUUUGUGCCUUAUUACAAUGACGAUGUGUGUGUUUUGAUAAAGAUAACCUGUACAGAGCUGCGUUCGGCAGAGGAGUGUCUCUGUUACUCUGGUUGUCACAUCUGUUUCUGUUUGAGUAAAUGUGUCUGUCUGCUCAUCUUCCUCCCGUCUCUCUCUGUCUGAAUUUCUGUCCAAUCAUUUGAGUAUAAGCUGAGAUACUCAUAAAUACCUCCCAGCUGUUUUAAACACCUGUUCUGUUUUAGUCAGCCUCAAGACAUCCACACGGUGAAGAAAACACAAUGCUUUACCUUACAGAUGAGGCUUUUGACCUCCAUGGGUUGCUAUAACGAUGAAUGUGUAACAUUGUCAACUUAUCCACUUUUCCCCCAUUGGUUUCCCACUGAAAAUAUAAAGUUCUGUCCAUUACUUGAUAAUAACACUACAACGUUAAAUUCGCUGUACACUUAAAGCACUAAAAUAGUCACAGUUGGAAUAUGUAUCUUUUUAAUUGUCUGCGAGGAGGCUGCAGAGGGAAACGAAGAUUAAAAAAACUAAAUUAAGACAAUGAAGUGUGAAUUGUUGUCAGG
This is a messenger RNA of Anoplopoma fimbria (sablefish), 6424 nucleotides long. RefSeq names its product monoglyceride lipase (gene mgll). Gene Ontology annotation, cellular component: membrane. Gene Ontology annotation, molecular function: lipase activity. The record is from RefSeq and is a predicted model, not a curated record. The transcript is spliced from 8 exons. Lineage: Eukaryota; Metazoa; Chordata; Actinopteri; Perciformes; Anoplopomatidae. The coding region runs from base 124 to 1029 and encodes 301 amino acids.